AUGCCACCCAAGCAGACAGUGGAGGAUAUCCAGCUAAGCAAGAAGCUUUCCUGGUUGCUGCGCCAUGGAGCCAAAACGGAGGGCAUUCCUAUCCAGCUGGAUGGCUACGUCAGCGUGUCCGAUCUUGUGAAGCAUUCGCGCUACAAAUGCUUCUCUCUGGAGAAACUGCAGGCGAUUGUGUCCGCGGACGCCAAGCAACGAUAUACUCUACGCUGGAACAAAGAUCGUGGCGUCCAUGAGAUUCGUGCCAACCAGGGUCACUCCCUAUCGUCGGUGGUGGACAGCGAGGCGGCGGGCCUUGAAAAACUGACUAAUCCGCCUCUCCUGGCGGUCCACGGCACCUACUACAGGCACUGGGAGGCUAUAAAGGCACAAGGUUUGAGCAGGAUGAAUCGCAACCACGUACAUUUUGCCAGCAGCGACAGAACGGAGUCUACCCUGAGUGGAUUCCGCGGCGAUUGCCAGAUUCUGAUAUAUCUCGACACCGGAAAGGUUCUCUCGGACGGCAUACCGAUCUACCGAUCCAGCAAUGAUGUGCUCCUCUGUCCUGGCGUCGAGGGCGUCAUAGACACAUCAUAUUUCGAACGAGUGAUUGACAGGAGAACGGGGCAGCCUUUGGCUUACUGA
Molecule: messenger RNA, 627 nt
Organism: Drosophila serrata
Lineage: Eukaryota; Metazoa; Arthropoda; Insecta; Diptera; Drosophilidae
Gene: Tpt
Product: tRNA 2'-phosphotransferase
Biological process (GO): tRNA splicing, via endonucleolytic cleavage and ligation
Molecular function (GO): tRNA 2'-phosphotransferase activity
Source: RefSeq, a predicted model, not a curated record